AGUUGAUGAAAUUUUCUCCAAUAUAAGUUGUUUUUUUUCAUCGAAAUUCAUUAUUCUGAACUUUUAAUAAUUUACAAUGCAAUGAAACCAUAUGAGAUAGAAUAUUUGCUACGUUGUAAUUAUUAUGCUUAAUUAUGUGUUGUGUCAGCAAAAUAUUGGUGAGCUUGUAAAGACACCGAUUAAUGGUUAAUCAGUUUACUAAAAAAAUUUGGCUUGAAUUUAGUACAGAUUAAAAGUUGUUUUCAUUUAAUUUUCAAAAUUUACUUAUUUUAAUGCUUCUGUGCUCUAAGGAAUAGUAACUUGCCUGUCGAAAUUUUGUGUUUCUGUAACUGAGUUGUUACUUAUUAUUUUAUUUUGAUUUAAAGAUUGUAAAUGUUUAUAUCCGCUAUGAAAAUGACUGAUUCUCACACCUCUAUUGAAAGCUCUGGAAGUGAUUAUAACACGACAACGGCACAAGUGGACACGGCUGUUAGUGCCAUAAACGAACCAGUGCAACAAAGUAAUGGAACGAAUGGUGGCUGUGAAUCGGAAUCAACAAUUAUACCAUUUGUAAUAAAAGCACCAAUUGCAAAUUCAAAGUUGAUAUUGCAAAACAUGGAGGAAGUUUUAAAUUCGGUCAAAAAGAAACAUCGUCAAAAACACAGACGAAAAAGAGAACAGAAAAAAUUGGCUCAAAUUGAAGCUGCAGAGGCAGGAUUAAAUCGUAUUUCAAAUAAACCCGAAAGUACAAAGGUUGAAAAAAGUGAAAGAAAACAUAAAAAGAAGCCAUUACAAGAAAAAUCUGCACUUGAAAAUGAUUUAAUUCAUACGAAAACAAAGAACAAAUAUCAAAAAUCCCCACUAAAAUCGGUUUCCAAUGAAAGUAUAUUGAACCAUUUUUCACGCACACCAAAAAAAAGUGAUAAUAUUGAGUCAGAUGUCAUUACAAAUAACAAAAACGAAACUACCAGCGUCAAUGAGAUAAAAAAAACCAACGCUUUUGAAGUAUUAAUGAAUGCACGCAAUAAAAGUAUUGGUUCAAAUUCACCUGGCAGAGAAGUAUCGGAAGUAUGUGAAGUAGAUGCUGAAAAGUCGGCAAUAAAAAUAAAACGGAAGUUAUUGCUUGAAGAUUGGGCUGAGAAGAAAGGAGCAUCCAAACGAAGGGCUGAUGAAGAAAUGCGUGAAGAAUACAUAGAACAAGAAAUGAAACAUCGUGCAAAACGAUUAAAGAAAAUGCUUACUAAUGGUCACACCCCAAAGAGCUCACCAGUUUCACGAUUAAAAGAAAAUCAUAAAGCAAACGAUGGAUUAUCGCAGAGUUCAAAUGCCGUUACUCCAACAAGCACUUGUAAAGAGAAAGUAAAACGAAAAAGCCGUAUUCGAAAACGUUUGGAAUCAUUAGAAUCAGAAGAAUCUUUAAAUGACAUUAAAAAAUUGGAUGAAGAAACAGUGGAGUUUUUAUCUAAACUAAAUUCACCUACAAAGAAACGUGAUAGUCUAUUAGGAUAUUUUUCAAAAAAAGAGUCACCUAAAGACUCCAUAAAAAAAGAAGUGGAAACAACAAAAACUAAAGAAGAUAAACAAUUGACACCAAAAAUCAAUCAAAAACGUAAUUCAAAACGAAGAACACCGAUUGAAAUAAAUUCCAGUAAUAACAUUAAGCAAACCAACGAGAAAUUGUCAGAAGAACAGUGUACAACACCUAGUGGCCGUCCUAAACGAUCUUGCGCUGAUAAAGCACGUUAUGAUUAUGAUUUGGAUGAUAUAAAUACAGAGAUAUCUAAUAAAGCUAACAGUUCAAGGUCAAAAGCAACAAAAUGUAAGGAUGAUAGAGAUGACAUCGUUGAAGUUAUCAAUUUAGAUGAGAGUAGUUCAAAUGAAACACCAACGCAAACUCCUAAAAAAUUAGCACCAGUAUUUGUACGUUCUAUUCCGAAGCCCCCACCAGAUCCUGAAGUGUUAAAAGCACGUAAGGAAUUUUUGAUGUCAGGGUUGCCGGAAAAAAUACGAUUAGAAUGGGCGAAACAAAAGCAACAAGAACUGAUAUAUGAAGAAUCAAUAGAAUUGUUUCCAAAAAUAGCACAUGUACAACAAUUUGAUGCUAAUGAUCUAUCAUUGGUGCAAUAUAAAGCUUUUGAAAUAAAAUUCAGAGCAGACACAGAUAAUGAUAGUAUAAAGAAUUCAAACAGAAAAUCUAAAAGUAAAAGUCGUUCUUCCAUUGGUAACCUUACAAGUUGCACUAUUCAAGAUUUUCGUACGAUAAGCAAAUGCAACAUCAAUGACGUGGUGAGAAAUGUUAAACUGCAGUCGUUGCCUGUUUUGCAAAAUAAAAUUAAAAUCGUUAAAAUGUGGAAAAGUAAAUUUUUAAAUUUUCCAACCUACAAGUGUUACAACCAAUUGCGUGAAAAAUAUCGAUAUUUCAGUGCGAUAGAUUCAGCCCAAAAUACGGAGCAAGUAACGGAGUCUUUUGUAGUAACUCGUCGCACUACUCGAACUACAGAGACGAAAAAUAACUUUGAUGAUAGCACUGAGUAUAAACCACCAAGUGCAGCACCAAAUGGUGAAUUGCUAUUCAAUGAAAAAUACAGACCAAUGUUGUUCGAACAAGUUCUAGUAAAUUUGACCCCUAUAACGCAGCUACGGGACUUUCUCUCUAAUUGGUCUGAUAGCAACAGCAGUAGUGUCCGCAGCUCACAAGCAUUAGAUGAUUCUGUAGAUUUUGUAAAUGAUUCAAAUUCAAGCGCUUAUGGUGUUUGUAACACAAUGGUUCUGCUGGGUCCAAUAUCAAGCGGAAAAACGAGUGCUGUAUUUGCUUUAGCAAAUGAGAUGAACUUUAACGUUUUAGAAAUCAAUGCUGGCAUGAAACGAACAGGAAAGAAGCUUAUACAGGAAUUACAGGAAGCAACACAAUCACAUCAAAUACGUAAAGAGACUAGUGCAGGCCAUAUUAAAUCCAAACAGAAAUUAUUGAAAAUGUCACUUAAGAAACAAAAUUCUCAAACAUUCGACAGCGAUUCCUGUAACAAUGAUUUGAAUAUAAAUGCACGAAAAUCCUUAAUAUUAAUAGAAGAUGCAGAUAUUGUGUUUGAACAAACUGAUGCAGGUUUCACGGAUGCUAUUUAUACACUUGCUGCAAGUUCGAAGCGUCCAGUUGUUAUUAUUGCAUCCAACGCUAAUUGCCAACAUCUUCAACGUCUAAUGAACCAGAAUAUGAUUCAAUUUUGUUCACCAAAUACAUUAAGUAUUUCAAAAUUUUUCUCUGUAUUAUCUUUAAUAGAAAAUUGUCCCAUUGAUGUUGAAGAAAUUACAUCCUUAUAUAUAUACAAUCGUAAAGAUGUGCGUAAAACUAUAAAUGAGUUACAAUUUUUUAUACAAAGCGGCGGUGAUGCUCAAGAGCAAACACAGAAAAGUAAAGAUAAAAGACUUGUAGAAAAAACGGAUCAGAAUAAACAGUAUUUUGCUUCACCAGAAAAGCGAAAAUAUUCUCAAGAUACAAACACAUUAUGUGAUAAAGAUGAUAACCUUGGUAGUAAUACAGAAAUUGAUGGUGAAAUAAUUGAAGAUAUGGAUUAUUUACAUAGGAAAAUAUUUCAUUUUUAUACAAUGGAUCAAAAUGUGUACCGAAACAUACCUUUUCCCAUUGAUUUUGAUAUUUUACAUUUCAAUGUCAAAAAUAUUUUACAGAUUUCACAAAAUGUACAAAAUGUAACGAAAGAUAUUGAAAUUGAUGAUCAACCAAAACCAACAAGAAAAUCGCGCACGCCAAAGAAGUCACCCCAAAAAAAAUUGGAAAAAAGCGUUCAAAAAUCAGAUCCUCUAAGCUAUUUAACUGAAUUUUAUAAGAAUAUUUCUAUAGCUGCACAAAUAGGUGAUUGCAAUGGAAAGAAUUUAUUGGAAUCAUAUAUAAUAGACAGACAAGUUGAAUAUUUGACAGAGCAUAUAACCCACGAUUUAGUGGAUAGAUCAAUAGACCAUAAUUUGAAUGCUAAAAUUGUUUCAUAUAAUACUUUUCAUGAACCAAGAACAGGAUAUUCGGUUUCCAGGUAUUUGAGUACAAACACCAUACGUAGUCAACGCGCACGUUCUUUAGAUUUCGAACCAGCAUUGCGAUCAAUAUGUCGCAGUGAAAAGUUACGUUCAUCCAUGGAAAGACGUUCGACACGUUUCUAUCAUUAUUUACGCAAUGCUUCUACAAAUAUGUGCAAUUUUUCGACGAAUGUCUUCGACGCUGCAUGCGAUGUACUGCAAGAGCAAGAAAGUGAUAGUGAAAUGGAAACGUAGUAAAGACUACAGAUCCUUAACCAAUGUCUGACAUACAUUCACUGACCUAGUUAAGUUUAGCUAUUAGAUCUAUUAAUUUGACAUUGAAAGUACAGAUUAAGAGUUAGGAACUUAUAACAUGAGUUUGAAUUAGUUACUCUAGAGCAGCAGUAGUAAUGAAAAAACGCUCCAGUCUUACUCUGAAUUUGAAAAUAGUAUAUGUGAGAGUAAAAGCAAUACAAAUUCAAUGUCUUGCUUUGUUCUUUGUUUAAAAUGUUAAAUAUUCAUAAAUAUUUAAAUAUUAUAAUAUGUUAUAUAUUUCAAAUGUUUCCCACUUCGACAGCUCUUGAAGUGGGAAAGAACAGCAAUAUCACACAAAUAAAUUUUAUUUUGGGUUUUUGCGUUCCGACUGUUGC
Teleopsis dalmanni is the source of this 4655-nucleotide messenger RNA. It is a transcript of the gene elg1, whose product is annotated as ATPase family AAA domain-containing protein 5. The record is from RefSeq and is a predicted model, not a curated record. Gene Ontology annotation, molecular function: ATP binding; DNA clamp unloader activity; ATP hydrolysis activity. The transcript has 4 exons. Lineage: Eukaryota; Metazoa; Arthropoda; Insecta; Diptera; Diopsidae. The coding region runs from base 373 to 4260 and encodes 1295 amino acids. Gene Ontology annotation, cellular component: nucleus.